AUGACUCCUCCAACAUUGACUUGUACAACAUCUACUACUACUACUUCUCUACCCUCUUCCACUUACAAGGAACAAUCCCCGAAUGCUCUUCAUAUUCAAAACAAUAACAACAGCUCUGAAUCUUCUCCGACCUCGAGUACUGGCACUCCAACCACACAUCGCAUCUCUCAUGGCGGAACCAACGAUGAUGAUGAUUCGGAUUCGAUGAAUACCUCUAAUUCCAUGCUUUCACGGAAGAGAGCGAGUCAUCCCCAUGAAGAGGAUGAUAGUAUCAUUCAUGAGGAAGGCUUUGGCUUGGAAGAUCAAGAAGGAGCAUUGAUGAUGAUGGAUCAGUUGGUUCGAGAACAUUCUCAUCCAACGUUAGCAACAACAACAACAACAACAAUGAAUACUACUACUUUUACAAUGGACACACCUUCUUCUAAUCAUAAUAUCAGUAACAAUGGCAACAACAAUCAACAGACUCGUGCGAGUAGUAUUGGCGAUAUUCUGAAAGGACUCGCUUCUCAACGUUCCUCUCAACACUAUCAUCAAUCUCCAUUGUUGUUUUCAUCGCCUUCAUCAUCAUCAACAACAACAACCUCUUCUUCAAUUUCCAAUCAUCACCACCACAAUGAAAAUACUUCCAACAACAACAUACGGAAACACUCAUCUCCAAAUAACCUCUUUCAUGAAGCAAGAGGAACCUCCUCCUCCUCGAAUUCUCAAUCUUCCAUGAGAGCUUCCUCAACCUCCUCACCCGCUAGCCUUCCAGUCACCGAUGCUCAAUCUCAUCAAAAAGCAGAGACUUCUUCAAAAUCAUCUAAAAAGAAGAAACAUCAACAACAACAGGAUAUUGUUGGAACCACUUCCACCAAUCCACAUCAGCAGCAACAACAAGGAUCACCACGUACUCCAGAAAUAUCCACUCCAAAUGCGGACACCAAUAACUCACCCAAUAGAAAGCUUUCUCUUUCCUUGUCCAUUCAAAAGAGAAUUUCUUCGUGGCGUUCAAAUCAUAAAAAUUCAAACAUGAAAUCCAAUAAGAAGGAAGUUCCAGCAAUGACGAUCAAUCAACAGCAAGAGUACAAACACUCUAGAAGUCAUUCUGAAAGUCAUUCUCGAAACAAUGAGGAAUCGACUGUCUUGUUGUUACUGAACUCGACGGCGAAAGGAUCUGCAGUGAAUCAGGAAAAAAAGUCGGAGAAAAAUUAUGGAACGAUAAUGGGAUCGUCAUCUUCGUCGUCAUUGAUGGAAGAUCAUCAUUCAUCGAAUUCACAAAUGCAAUCUCUAAAAUCCAUUCUAGCUCACAACAAGCAUCGACAUCACAAUAACUAUGAACAUGUGGAUUCCGAUGAGUCGCCAGUUCUGACUUCUACGGCGGAACCCUUAUCACCACCAUUUUCAAGUAGUGAUCAACACAAUAUUCACACAACCACCAAUUUUGAAUCUCCUCCAAAACUAGUACUUUCAAAUCAAUCAUCGAAUCAGCAAUACCACUCACAACUAAAACCUAAAAAAUUGGAUUUUUCAACAUUGGACAAUUCAUCAAAUCGACUAAAAUUGGCUCCAUUAACAUCGAGAGCAAGAGGUGACAGCUCAAUCAAACAUCCAUUUGAUUAUUUGAAAGGAAGUAUUUCACAUCAACCAACACAAUCAUUAUCAAUUCCGGUAGUUUUGACAAGAAAGAGGUCGCUUCCAACUACACCAGAAUUUCUAAACACGAAUUCACACAAUAGAAAACCAACACCACGUGAUGAUAAUUCGACACAAAUUGGUGAGCAACAACAACAACAGACAGUAUCAACGUCAAUUACUUUGACGACGCCACGUAAUACUUCAGAAGAAGCUGUGUUAGUAAGCUCGACAAAAACUCCAACUGAUGAAGGUCAGGGAAUUCUAAUUUCCAUUCCAACCACAGCAGAAUAUCAAAUUGUGGUAGAAAAAACAACACCUCCUUUCAUGCAAACGAUGAGUGCUGACACCUUGCUACUAGUUUCUUCAUUCAUAUAUGAUGAUAAUUAUGAGAAGCAAAUUGAAAGUUUUUCCUUCUUGACGUCACACGAUAUUUUCACAACAUUGAUGCUUGUCUGCCGGGCUUGGCAUGAAAAAUUGAACGACGAUUUGGUGUGGUCUUUUCGAUAUCGACAAUUUUUAAACAAUCUAUUGAAACAUUACUCGAAAUCUGUGAAUGCCUAUUUUGUCACAUAUGGCAACGAAAAACAUCCACUCCAAAAGAAAUCCCCAAACAUCACUUCUAGCGAUUUUGAUAAGAAAUAUACUCCCAUUCAUAAGAGAUACAAAUUUUUAAAGCAUUUACAAAAGGAGUUGAACAAUUUUAAGCCACCCUUAAUGACCAAUAACCACAAUACUGUCAGUCUCAAUGGAUCGUCUACUAUAGAACAAGGUACUUCCAAGAGAGUCACGACAACAGUAGCCAAUAACCAUUCGUCACUUUCAGCUCCACUCUCUGUACGAAGAGGAACGAUUGCUCAUCUGAAACCUGUAUACAUCAGCGACUCCACCGCUCCAUCAAACACCACAGACACAACCGUGUUCAGAAAGAGAACUUCAAGCAAUGCAGAGUUAACUUCUCCACGCUUUGAAGAUUUACCUAAAUUUGCUGCGUUUGGAGGUACCACUCCGAGAACACCUGUCGCUCUCGGAAGUUUUACGUCUCCAAGAAAACAUUCUCAUUCGAGUGCAUCCUUGUCCAAUGCUCCUACUGCUCUAUUGAAACCCGUGGGGAUGAAUCUUUUUUCGAAUGCCACAAAUCAUCCUCCUCAUUCGAAAAUGGCCAUUGAAUUGCCAAUUGCUAAGGAAUUUACAUUUAAGGAAAAAUUUAUGGACAUCCUCAGAGAUGAAUAUUGCAGUAAUGUGAGAAUUGCGCUCAAGACCAUGAAUCCACUCAAAUUCAUCAAGUGUCUCAUCAUUGAAGAUGAAUCCUUGUCUCGAAUGCAAUUUUAUUAUCAUAUUCACUUGUUUUAUGCGUUGAAACUAUUUCUUGAUGGAGCUAAAAGGGUCAUUCACGCCAAAGACAAGUCCUCAAGCGAGACACCAAAAACGCCUGAGACUUCCAACCUGUCAUCGACGACAUCGAACUCAUCAUCGAGCGUUUCAUCCAGACCCAAUCGAUUUGUUCAGGAGGUGCUAAGAACGAGCUCAGCAACUCUCUUUUCUAUUAUUCUUGCUGGCUUGAAAGAGCUUAAGGAUGAUUUGGUUUCACAUCCACAAUAUUAUCCAGAGUUUCAUAAGGAAGUGAAACAUAUACAGAAUUUCACAUCGGCUUACUCGUCGACGACAACCUUGCCCUACAUGAAUCGAUCAUUGGUUAUGAAUCAAGUCGCUUACAUUGCAGAAAAGCUUACCACGAGAUACUUUUUAAUUAUUUUUGAAAAGUUGAAUCCUCCGAUCAAUUUUGAUGUUUUGAAAUCGUUCGUGACGGCCUAUCCGAGCAUUGCCGAUAACAAACUCUUAUUAAUUGUGUUGGAGAGAGCUAAAGAAACAUUCUAUCAUUCUCCCAUGGAAUCAGAUUCAUUGUCACAACCAUUUUCGAGUAGCCCCUUGUCAACACUUGCUGCUUCCAAACAGAAUCGGGUAGAAUUUGCAUUUUUACAAUUUCUCGUCGAAAAUGUAUUACCAAUCAUUGCAAGAGAAAAGGCAGAUUCGAGACGAAUUAUUGACAUGCUUGUGGACAUUCUGACAAGUCGCUACAGUUUAAAUGUCAAAGAAUUGUGUGCCUAUUUUAGACACCUAUCAGGAGAGGCAUUAGGCACGGGUCUUGUUUCGCUAGAUCCAUAUUUACUGAUCAUAACUUCAUGUUUUCGAUUUUCACAACCAAACGCAAAUACUUUAUCCAACAUUGACACAUUUAGCUCUUUCAACAGUAAUGCCACUUCAUCUUCCAAGCACGACGACGACAUUCUUGUGAACCCACAAUUCUUUGAUUAUUUAAUUGACAAGUUUGAAAUUGAUGUGAAUCGAAAAGAAAUUUUAUUCUUCCUGUUGAAACACAAACAAACACUUCCCUACUUGGAGGCAUUGAAGAAGGCAGGAAAAAUUGAUGUUCGAUUCGUACAUCGAUGUUUCCAUAGCAAGCAUUUUGCCGAGUUUCUCACCAAACUUUAUUAUUCUGGCUCAGUGGGACCCUAUCAAUGUCUGGACCUUGUUCUUCAACAAUUUAAUAUCGAUCCACUUGCUGAUUUUGAAAGCGAAAAUUCAUUCAAAUCAUUGGAAGAAGCUUGGAAAUCCACCAUGAACACGAGUCGAUCGCUGACACGAAGUUAUGGAAGCACGAAAAACAAGGACAAUUUUCUCAAAAUUAUUUCAAGAAUUGAAACCAAACAAAAUGGAUACAGUGCCACAUAUCAUGUGAAUUUGUUGAAAAUUUUCAAGAUUAUUCUUCGAAGAUGUAAAGAACAGGACAAGAAGUUCAAUUUACAAAAAAUUGAUCGUGACAUGAAAAUUUCAUUCAAUUUCAUUACACAUUCUUUUUUGACGGAUUUGGGACACUAUCACGAAUCCAAUUAUAGAAAUACUACUUUGGAAAUGUGUGAAUUAUUAAUUGGAUCAGCCAACGCUCUCAUUGAUUGUUCUGUUUUGAAAUUUUUACUUCAAAGGAUUGAAGUAGAAGAUGCUAACAUUCGAGAAAAGAAUUCCAAACAAAUUGCCUAUUAUUAUCAACAGCAACAACAUUCAGAAUCGAAUCGAUCUCAUACUUCGAUGGAACUUCAACAGACCAGUAGUAGUGGAGUUGAGAGUCGAAACAUGGAAAACAAUCACACUCCCAAUUGGUACAACAAAUCAGAAUUGGCUCUCAUGACCACUGUAACCAAAGCCAUGGAAUUACUUUUACAUAAUAGCGCCAUGAUUUCGAAACUGACCUCUUUUAACACGAGUGGAUCUAAAUUGGCGAGUAGCAUGUUUACAGAUAUCAUGCCUUAUUCCGAGUGGUAUUCUCAACACAAAUUGGCCAAUGACCAUUCUCCUCAUGCCACUCAAUAUUUGCACCUCUAUGAACGCACUCGAUUAUUUAUUGCUCGAUUUAAUUUCAAUGCGGCCUUGGUUGAAAAAGAGAUGAGGAAUGCCAAUAAGAGUAUGACUUCGUGUUGUGUCAUUUUGUAG
Molecule: messenger RNA, 5103 nt
Organism: Naegleria lovaniensis
Lineage: Eukaryota; Heterolobosea; Eutetramitea; Acrasida; Naegleriidae
Exons: 2
Coding region: 1-5103 (1700 amino acids)
Molecular function (GO): protein binding
Source: RefSeq, a predicted model, not a curated record